GGUUGCUCCGUUUUCUCCUCCAACAAAGGGCGCCAUGGCUACGCCUUACGGCUCCUGCGUGGCCGCAAUCCAGCCCAUCAAGGUUCCCCACUUUACAGCAUUGAGCUCCAGCUGCUCAAUCUCCGGUCGGACCCUUGUUCCUCUGCCUGCGCAGCAAUCAGCGCAGCGCUUCACUUUCAAGAAUGUAUACCACAAAAGGCAAUAUGGAGGAAUGGCAAGGGCAAGUUAUGGCUCGGAGGAGUCGGAAGAUAAAAGUGGUGCAUGCACGGGGGGAGCUGAAAGCGAUGCAACCAGGAUGGCGGGUUUGCGGCGGCGGGAGUUGAUGAAGAGAGUGCUGGUUGGGGGGUUGGCAGGGGCGGCAGCGGUGGCAGGAGCUGGCCCACGAGAUUCGGCCCUUGCUGACGUCUGGCCGAGCGCGUACGACGUCAUCCUGGUUGCAAGCAAAACGCUCGCGCCCGCACCCGUCAAGUACCGUGAGACCAAGAACGCCACGCCAUUCACCAUCACGUACCCCGACCGCUUCGUCGAAGCUUUGAACCGAAAACCGGGGACGGAGGUCGCCAAGGACGACGGGGAGGAAACGCUCGCUCUCAUCGGCGACUUCAAAACGUUCGAUACAGUUAGCGUGCUACGAUACCCAAUUGCGCCGGGCACUCCUGGCACAGUCAGUGCCGAAGAGAUCAGUGAAAAGCUCAUCAUAGGAGGAAACAUCACAACCGAGUUUCUGCGGAAAGAGAUGGAGACCCCCGCGGAUCCAUCACAAGGGAACAAGUACCACUUCGAGUACGUGACGGAGCAAUGCCGUGGCGAGGUUGUAGAGGGCCUUGGCGGCAGGAGGGAAUGCUUCAGAGGCGAGAACGUGUUGCCGACAAUCACGCGGCAUCACUACGUCAACGUUGAAGCUUUUAAAGGACAUUUCUACGUCGUCACCGCCUCUGCGGCCCAAACCCGGUGGGCGGAGGCUAAGUCCGACUUCGAGCAGGUACUGUCUUCCUUCAAACUAUCAGAGCCGCCUGCCCCAUCCGGCGAAGCAUAGCUUUUUGUUCAGACACUAAAUUCCGUUUCCGACUUAACAGAGAAGCCAGCUAUUCAAGUCCGCAACUGUUGAGCAGCGAACUUGAAAGAUGCGGCCUGAGCAAAGGAUCAAGCUGGCGCUCGCGUCAGCAUAUUUUGGAGGGCAGCGAAAAUGCCGACAGGACAGUCAGUGUUGCGCCACGCUGUAGGACUGUAGACGGCGGCGGAGCCGUCUGAUCAGUAGACGGCGGCGGAGCCGUCUGAUCAGGCUUUACCCCCUUCUCAAUUAGUCCAACACUAAAUUUCAACGGUAGCAUACCAAGUUAACGAUAGAGUCAAACGGGCCAGACGCUGUGCAAAGUCUGUGAAACGAGGCGAUGGGCUCAAAAAGAAGCAUUGAGGAACGGUCGAAAGCGCAGCAGUCCCCAGGCUUCAACGGAUUGUGGCCAGGUCUAGUCUUUUUCGU
Messenger RNA from Klebsormidium nitens, 1480 nucleotides. The record is from the annotation of a GenBank genome assembly. Lineage: Eukaryota; Viridiplantae; Streptophyta; Klebsormidiophyceae; Klebsormidiales; Klebsormidiaceae.